UUCCAGGCUUCCGGGCUCCGGCAAUCAUCCAACCCGUGUACAGCAAGCGAAAGCGAAGCGAAGCCCUCCCCACGAACGAAACCUUCAACUUGCCUUUCCCGAGACUGCUCUCCGCGGCCAAAUCCACCACGACCUCCCUCCCCGCCUCUCCAAUCCGAUCCGAUCCAAACCCCCAUGGAUUUUUUCAAGUCCAUCCUCGCCGAGCCCGAUCCGGACCCGACCUCCCCGCCGCCAGAGCAGGACCCUGAGUCCGCUCCCGCCGGAUCCGCCUCCUCCGCGCCCGCCGCUCCCGCUCCCGCUGGCGGCGGCGGCGGCGGGUGGGGCUUCGGCGGGCUGCUCAAGACGCUCACCUCGCAGUCCGAGACCGUGCUGGAGACCUACCGCCGCGACCUCGCCGAGUUCGGCACCGGCCUGCGCCGCGAGACCGAGGUGCUCCGCGAGGCCGCCGCCCGCGCCGCGCGGGACCUCCCGUCCUCCGCGCACGCGCUCGACGGGCUCGCGGACAUCGUCGCGCAGGGCAAGGACGCGCUCUCCCAGGUCGCCGCCGCCGCGGCUGCCCCAGUCUCCGCGCACUCUGACGGCGGCGAGUCGGAGCAAAGCUCCGCCGCCGGGGCCCACGUCCGGUACAGCCGCUUCGAGGCGCAGCUGCGGGCGCUCCAGGCGGAUCCGGCCACCUUCACCGCCGAUCCCGAGGAUGCAGAGGACUUCGCGGCUUGGAGUAAAGGGUUUAGUUUGGAUGAGAGGAAGGACGAUAUCGAGGCCUUGUGCUACGAUAGCGACGCGCUGGAAGCCAUGGUCGACAGGCUAGUGCCGGAAACCGUGGAGAGCGAGGUAUUCUGGGCGAGGUACUUCUACCGUGUCCAUAAGCUGAAGCAGCAGGAGGACGCGAGGGCGAAGCUCGUGCAGCGUGUGAUUGCUCAGGAGGAAGACGAGGAUUUGAGCUGGGAAGUGGAUGAUGAGGAUGAGGAGGAAGAGCAGCAGAAAGAGGCUGCAAAAGAGCCAGUAGCAAGGCAACAAGAGGCGACCAAAGAAGUGAAUCAUGAAGUGGAAGCGAAGGAAAAUGAGAGAAUGCUGGAAGAACCGGCUACUUUGGAGGGGGAACAUAAGAAUGCUGAUGAGCCCCAACCAGUGGUUUUAGGUAGCUCUUUGGUGGUAGUGGAUGAGGAAGAGAAGGAAGGGCACUCCAAGUCGAAUGUUGAAGAAUCAGGUGACAAGAAAGAAGCGGCAAAGCAUGAGACCAGUGAUUCAAGCAAGGAUAGUGAUUACUCCAUAGUGUCUAGACAACGAACGAUGGAGGAAGAGGAUCUUGAAUGGGAUGAGAUUGAGGAUCUUGGAGAGCAUGAAGAAAAGAAGGGUAGCACCCACGACCCAAGCCCUGCUCUGAAGGAGGAGUUGAGAAAGAGGCUGAGUGUAGCUGAAGAUGAUGAGGAUUUGAGUUGGGAUAUCGAGGAUGACGAUGAUAAGUCUUGAAUACUCAUGAAUGCUGGUAUGGAAGUGUCAAUUGUAUUUCUACAUUUCUUACCUUUCAUUACUCAAGAAAAUACUGUGAUUCAGCCAAUAAAUAUUGGUUAAUUGCACUGCUUAUGCUAUGGAUAUGUGUGUAAACUGUAAACACUCUAGUUCGAUGAUAUCAAGUGGCAAUUGGCUAAAAGCGUCAAUCUACUCUGUUGUCUCUGUGGUGUUGUAAAUAUGUUGAGUUUAUUUGACUGCUGUGUUAUACUGUUGUUUGGAAA
Messenger RNA from Panicum hallii, 1733 nucleotides. Its product is annotated as BSD domain-containing protein 1-like. The record is from RefSeq and is a predicted model, not a curated record. Gene Ontology annotation, cellular component: cytoplasm. Bases 175 to 1470 code for a protein of 431 amino acids. The transcript has a single exon. NCBI's taxonomy places the organism in Eukaryota, Viridiplantae, Streptophyta, Magnoliopsida, Poales, Poaceae.